Molecule: messenger RNA, 2494 nt
Organism: Toxorhynchites rutilus septentrionalis
Lineage: Eukaryota; Metazoa; Arthropoda; Insecta; Diptera; Culicidae
Product: phenoloxidase-activating factor 1-like
Exons: 3
Coding region: 664-2145 (493 amino acids)
Biological process (GO): proteolysis
Molecular function (GO): serine-type endopeptidase activity
Source: RefSeq, a predicted model, not a curated record
UGAAGAAACUCUCGAGACAACAUCUGUGAAACAAGUGUCAACGCUGUCAUCAAACAAACUGAAGAAGGAAUGUAAUAUUAUGAACCAAUAAUUUACAAAUGAUUUCAUUGAAGUUUGAACAAAUUGUAAAAUUGCUAGAGAUACUAUCUACUACGCAAAGUGUAGUUAAUGUUAUAUUCAGUACGAAAGUAACUAAAAUCCUGUGAACAGAUCAAAAUUUCUGGGCAAGCUUGUACAUUUUCAUCAAUUGCUGACAGGUUUAAGACAAAACAUUGAUGAGACAAGUGGAGAAAUUAUAACUUAAGACGUACUUUUUUCACUAUACACUUGACUCUCGAUUACCUGCUCAGGUGCACAAUCACCAUCAUAAAAAUUUAGCCCAUAAACCUCUUUAGGCUCUACAACGUUCCUAAAUUGUACGUAACAGAAAAUGAUUAUUGAGCUCAGAUGAGCAAUUUCAUACGAGGAAUAACUUUUCUCUUUUUAUUCUUUCUAAGGUUUCAGAAGUUUUUACUAUUAUACUAGGUCAGGCUCUACCUGUGUGUCACUCAAGUAAUAAACAAUAUGUAAUGAUACAUUAAGAAAAGGACACGUAAACAAACUGUUUGACCACAUUUGAUUAUUCGCCUAAACAUUCAUUCGUAAAUACAACCCGCCUCUAACAUGUCAUGUCACUCAGUGCUCAAACAAAUUUUACGACGUGCAGACACUUGUCCUGGAGAAUACAUAGCGAUAGGAUUAGAAAUGAAUUCAUCAAAUCACCACUCGAGUCUCUUGAUCUACUUCUAUGGAUUAGUCUUGGUCCUGGGCCAAAUCGUUAAAGCUGUGGAUAUGUCUGUGCCGAUAUCGCCCUGUCCAAAAAUAUUCACUUAUCGAAGGGACCUGAGAACAAACCGGUUGUUCGGUAGAAUCGAUAUAAGAGACCUGCAAAUGGGACAGACAGCCAAGCUCAAUGUUGAUCUGGUUCUUGGAACUCAGCUGCGAUCGGAUUAUAUCAUAAGCCACAUGUCGAUAGCUCUGGUGAAAUCCCUGGAGGCUACCUUUAAUGACAUAGCCAGCGAUUUACCGGCCCAGUACCGAGUGAACUUCCCGUUGCAAAGCGUCCUGCCAACUGUGCGAUCGAUUGCACUUAACGAUCAAACCAUUUGUUCGGGUCGCCAUGCUACGGGACGCAUCGUUCACCUGGAAAAAACUUUGUAUCUACAGCCGCAUACACCCCAGGCGAUAUUACAGGGCCGCAAUGUCCGUCAAUAUCAACGUUCCGUGAAUGAGAUCCAGAAUAGUGUCGUACCUACGGCUCUGAACAUGCUUGCCCAUACCCAUGCCUCAUUUCUUUCUCAUUUUGACAUAAGCAGUAAAUGCGGAAAACCUUCCAGAACUUUUUUGACACGGCUCUCGGUGAACGGCGCGUUUGUAAACAGAGGUCAAUUUCCCUGGGCGGUACCGCUGUUCGAUCGCACUCAGUCUGGCAACCCGAGGUACAUCUGCGGCAGCACGAUCAUCACCAAGAAGCACCUUAUCACGGCCGCUCACUGUGUGUACGACGGUAACGAUCCGAUCGAACCGGAACGAAUUCUGGCCGUCCCCGGAAUGUUCAAUAUUGACAACUUCUUCGAUGAUAACGCAAAAUUUGUUGACAUCGAUGCGAUAGUACCCCACGAGGAGUACAUUCAUGGUGACAGGCUGAACGAUGCGGACGUGGCGGUUCUCCGGAUGACCCGUGAACUAGAGUACUCGGAUUAUAUUAUUCCGAUCUGUUUGUGGCAGGGUGAUAACGAUCUGACGUGGGUCGUGGGCAAAGAAGGUUACGUCGCGGGUUGGGGAGCUUCCGGAGCGAGCAGCAGCUCGGUUACAACGUAUCUCACCACAACCAUUUUGGACAAACGAAGAUGUAGCGUGAACGAGUCUCAACCGUAUCAAGCCAGUGCAAGGAUUCUUUGCGGCAAAGGACAGCAGCAAACGUCCUGCGUUGGAGAUUCCGGAAGUGGACUGGUGAUGCGAAGAGGUAGCCAGUACUACCUGCGGGGAGUAGCCUCCAGAGGUCAGUUCGAUUACGAUACGGUGAAAUGUGACACGACAAGGUACGCUGUCUAUAUCGAUGUGGCUUUCCUUCGAUACUGGCUAAAACUUGCGACGAGACUGUGAAUAAUCGGAUGAAGUAAAUAUAAAAUAGUGUAUGCAUAUGUACAGAAAAAUUAAUGAAUAGUUGAUGAUUAUUGUGUAUCGAAUUCCACGGUUCAGUGAAUGUUAGUUUCUCUGAAAUAUGUCGAAUUUUUUUGAUUAGUUAAAUUAGAAAAGUCCUCUGAUGUAAAUCGAGUUUUUAUUUGCAUUCGGUCACUUUAUUUCUGGUGUUAUGGUAUUUAUUGUUGUCCGAAAUAUUUAUAUGGAAAGUAUACGUGAUCGGUGGAUUCAGUUCAAUUUUCGCAAUAUAAUCAAGUUUAUAUUAACCUUUAUUACCAUUAGCCGUUCACUAAUCCUCGGGUAAUUUCAUAAU